Molecule: messenger RNA, 2990 nt
Organism: Paralichthys olivaceus (Japanese flounder)
Lineage: Eukaryota; Metazoa; Chordata; Actinopteri; Pleuronectiformes; Paralichthyidae
Gene: adck1
Product: aarF domain containing kinase 1
Source: RefSeq, a predicted model, not a curated record
GGCAAUGAAAGAACACGUCUUCGCUGCGACAACUAAACCUCGACCUCAGUGAUGGACAUCCUGGAGGCUGUCUCCACGUGUAUCGCCGUGUUGUGCGGGUGAGGUGGUUCACGUUCACACGGCGACCUUCGUCCCCCCCCACCCCGUGGCACUACGUUGCCCAGAAUCCUUCGCGUCCACGUCGAAAACCGACGAAGAGGUCAAAACAGAACCGGCGAGUGAACGACAGGCAGCGCGUGUGCUGGAGACACUGUGCCUCAGAUGGCUGGUCGACUCCUCAAAGUCUCCUCUCUGGCUACUGUGGCAUUUGCCUCGUCUGGGUUUUAUCUGUACAGCCGACAGCUGGACCUCAAUGACCUGAGUAUCAUCCGCUUCGGACGAGCCGCUGCCACUACGGUGGUUAUCAGCUACGACUACCUGACUGCUUUCAAACAUGUGGAACACGGCACAGAUGAAUACUGGGCGCUCAAGUCCAAGGUUCACCGGCGGUCAGCAGAGCGUCUCCUAGAUUUGUGCUGUGCCAAUCGUGGCACUUUCAUCAAGGUAGGCCAGCACCUCGGUGCUCUGGACUACCUGCUGCCUGAGGAGUACACAUCCACGCUGAAGGUGCUUCACAGCCGAGCCCCUCAGAGCAGCAUGGAGCAGAUCCGGCAGGUCAUCAGAGAAGACCUCGGUAAGGAGCUGUCCGAGUUAUUUGUCUCCUUUGAGGAGAAGCCUCAGGGUACAGCCUCCUUAGCCCAGGUCCACAAGGCAGUGCUUCAUGAUGGAAGGACAGUGGCUGUCAAGGUCCAACACCCCAAAGUCCAGAGACAAAGCUCCAAGGACAUAGUGGUGAUGGAGGUAUUGUUGAGGGCAGUCCAUAAGCUAUUCCCUGACUUUGCCUUCAUGUGGUUGGUGGAAGAGGCCAAGAAGAACAUGCCACUGGAGCUGGACUUCAUCAAUGAGGGACACAAUGCAGAGAGGGUGGCCAGCAUGCUAGCCCACUACCCCUUCCUCAAGGUUCCCAUGAUCCACUGGGAUCUGUCCACAAAGAGGAUCCUGACCAUGGAGUUUGCUGAGGGUGGCCAGGUCAAUGACAAAGACUACAUGAAGAAACACGGCAUCAACGUCAAUGAGAUCUCAGAGAACCUGGGUAAGAUGUACAGUGAAAUGAUCUUCGUCCACGGCUUUGUUCACUGUGACCCGCAUCCAGGCAACGUGUUGGUCCGAAAGUGUCCCCAGAACAGGAAGACAGAGAUUGUCCUGCUUGAUCACGGCCUUUAUCAGAUCCUCAAACCAGAAUUCAGGUUGGACUACUGUCGGCUGUGGCAGGCUCUGAUUGACAGCAACAUGUCCAAGGUGGAGCGCUACAGCCGCAGACUGGGAGCUGGAGAUCUGUACCCGCUUUUUGCCUGCGUCCUUACUGCUCGCUCUUGGACCGCAGUCAAUGCUGGCAUCAGCUCUGUGCCUGUCACACACAAUGAGGAUGUUGAGAUUCGGACCAACGCGGCUCUGUACCUGCCCCAGAUCAGCGAGCUCUUGAAUCGAGUGCCCCGUCAGAUGCUGCUGCUGCUGAAGACCAAUGACCUGCUGAGGGGCAUCGAGACCACCUUACAGACCAGAGCCUCGUCCUCGUCCUUCAUCAACAUGUCCCGCUGCUGCAUACGUGCCUUGGCCAGGCACAAGAAGAGCAAGGCUCAGUCCAGGAGGAGGCGUCUGCAGAUAAAGCUGGCUGAAACUCUCAGCCUGGGGAAACUCACUCUCUAUGAACUGUUUUUGUGGGUGAAGAGCUUCAUGUCGGUACGCUGGCUCACUGCAUUGCUGCCAUUUCUGCACUGACACACAUGGACUUCAGACUUGAGCAUCAGCAACACGCCGCAACAGAUGACUCCGGGCUGGUUUGUGAUACAUUGUGUAAUGAAUCAAUUUAAAUAUGUGCACAAACACACACGCCCAAUACAUCGUGAUGCUUUUUAACACCAGAACUUUUACAUGUGCUGAGGUCGAUUUCUCAUGAUUAUGUCAUAAUUGGGUUUCUUUUAUUUAAGAUAAGUACAUUUUUGUUUUGUUUGUUUUUACUCUCAAGUUCAGAAUAUACUGUCAGAUAAUUAUGUAUCUCUUAAAUGUUUCUUAUUUGCAAUAUUCAUUGUGCAUGAGACCAAAACCAGCUCGGAAAGGUGCUGCGCAGACGUAAUGUGUGUGUGGGUAAACUGCAGUUUGUCAAGAAAUAGUUCUGUCACAUUACUGGAACCACUUGUUCCUGACUCAGCCUCCACACACUGACAUGAGAUUAACAUCCAUGUCCUCAUCUCAGUUUCAGAAAAAAGCAGUUCUGCACAUUUUCCAAAAAACUCAACUAUCAAACCAUGAUAAGAUACCAUUUGAUAUUUCAUCAUAAUACGAUAUAGGUAUUUAACAUGCGGCAGAACAAGCUCAGCUAUCAAAGCCAACUGUUAUUACUUGAGAUGCCAGGCCUUCUAAGAUAACUCCAGUAUGAUCAGGGAGAAAAUCAGAUUCCAUAGUUGUGAUCUUGAGAUUAUUACAUUCUCAUGUGCAAAGUUAAACCAGGGCUACAGAUGUCACGCACAACCUAAACAUAAUGCCAUAUAGAGAAGAUAGUGAUGCAACAUUGCAGGUUGUAAUAAACAAGAGCUAACAGCCUUCCAGUCGGAAGCAAACAGAACUGUGUAGCUUUACAAUAAGCCACACGAAGACAGGUGUCAGGUCAACGGACGGAGCUCACUGAACGACAUGCAACAGGUGCAAGUUGAUAGUCUUUACCUCCAGGAGAGUUUCAUGAAAUAUUAUAAUACAAUGGGAGUUUUUUAUGUUGUCACUGCAGAGUUGAUCUGUAGUUCCAUACUGAUAAUGUUCCUGCUGGAAGAAGCUGGACCACUGAUUCAUCUGCACUCCUUAACUAAAUACCUCAGAAUAUAGUUUGUGUCAAAUCCCAUCUGUUUACAGGACAAGUACAUUUGUGUUGUUAUUGUCAUUAUAUAAUAAAGAUUACU